AAGCAGAAGAAGCCCCGCCCACUCGCUUCCUCCUGCUGCGGCUGUCGUCACUGAUCUCCGUCCGCCAUCUUAAUCAACGCGGUACUUUAUUCGUCUUGGAGUCUUUGACCUGCUAAAAACACCGUAAUAUAAUCUGUUACAUAGUACGCAGAUCAAACUACAUAUAUUCCAGAAUGCAGGCCGAAGAGCAAGGUGACUUCAGCACCGACGAGUUUCCAGAAGGCUCCAAAAUAAACGCCAGUAAAAACCUGCAGGACGACGGGAAAAUGUUCAUCGGUGGACUCAGUUGGGACACCAGCAAGACAGACCUUACUGACUACCUGUCCAAGUUCGGAGAGGUCCUUGACUGCACCAUCAAAACAGACCCCAUGACGGGCCGCUCCAGGGGCUUCGGCUUCGUGCUCUUCAGAGACGCUGAGAGCGUCGAUAGGGUGCUAGAGCUGAAGGAGCACAAGCUGGAUGGGAAACUGAUCGAUCCCAAGAGAGCCAAAGCCAUGAAGGGCAAGGAGCCGCCCAAGAAGGUGUUCGUCGGCGGUCUGAGUCCAGACACGUCUGAGGAGCAGAUCCGGGAGUACUUUGGAGCUUAUGGGGAAAUUGAAAGCAUUGAGCUGCCCAUGGACACCAAAACAAACGAAAGGCGGGGAUUCUGCUUCGUGACGUACGUUUCAGAGGAUCCCGUUCAUCAGCUGCUGGAGAACAGAUACCAUCAACUUGGUUCAGGCAAGUGUGAAGUCAAAGUUGCCCAACCUAAAGAAGUUUACAGACAGCAGCAGGGCAGAGCGGACCGAGGCUUUGGAGGAGGACGAGGAGGCUUCAGGGGCCGUGGAAGAGGACAGGGCCAGGGCUAUAAUCAAGGAUACAACAGCUACUAUGGCCAGAACUAUGGAGGCUACGGCGACGGAUACAACCAGGGCUAUAACGGCUAUUCUGGCUAUGACUAUUCGGGAUACAACUAUCCGAAUUAUGGCUAUGGACAAGGCUAUGAUGAUUACAGUGAAGGUCAACAGAGCAGUUAUGGCAAGGCCUCACGGGAAAGCGGAACCCAUCAGAACAGCUACCAGCCGUAUUGACAAAGUGGCUAAACACGUUCAUGUUCAUGGUAAGGUCACAUCUUUGCUGCGUUCUGGACCCGAGCUCAAUGUUAAAGAUCAAUAGACACUAUAUGACUACGCAUAUCAAAGCACCAGAGUUGAACACAUGUCUAUAGAUCUUUAAUCACUCUCGUUUGUGUAGCCAUUUUGCCUUUUUAGCGUGCCAGAAAAACGUAAGCGUUUUCCUUUUCCUCCUCCUACUUUAACAGGUGAUCAUAAUGGAAUAACUUAGAGACUUGAUAGCAAUGCUAACAGGUAAAGUACAGCUAAGGGGUACAGAGUAAGGGCGCCUCUCCUGAUUUCUCCUUUCUUUCCCUAAUUCUGAUUAUUGUACCUUGUUUGUACCUGCCAGCGGGGACUUCAUUGCAGGCCGUGUGUCACCUGACCGCGACAUUCUCUGGGCGUCGCACAUAGCGGGCAGAGAGCACGGCAUGCACGAGAAAGCGCUGUCCUGUGGUAUGGUCUCUUCAAACUUCCUGUACCAGCGUAAAACAAACAAAAAGACAAAAGGAGAUUCCCCCAUUUUCCUUAAGUUGUUGGUUUUUGUUAACAGUUCCAAAUGUGUUUUUUGCAGGACUUUGUUAACGUAACCUAAAAGUGAUUCAUAACCGCUUUGCUGUUGUAUUCUCUUUUUCAAUUGUAGUGCUCUCCAGUUGUGGAGCGUCAGUGAUUUAUUAUUUUUAUUUCUUUGGUUUCAGUCACACCUCCCUUGUAUAAAUAAUUGCAUAAACUCUCUCAUAAUGCUUGCUUUUUCUUUAGAGGCCAUAGAGAACUUCAAAUGGGUUCACCUCAAGGCUUUUCCUAAAGCGUAGCCUUUAAAGAUCAUAUGUAAAGUGGGUUUACCAAGCCAUUGAAAGCUGACAAAUCUGUGUUAGACUGAUGAAACCAACUCUCCUAUUGGCUAAAUGCAAAUUACAAUCUUCAGUUUAAAGGGGAAGACGUUUGGCUCGCUCCUCCAUUGGUCUGAAGCUUUUGCUGGCUUACCAGCUGUUUUGUCAAUCCAUAUGAUCUUUAAUCUUUAAUGAUGGUUUUCCUAGUUUAAAAUCGACAGCUCAAGAAGUUAAACACUGAAACAUGGACGUGCUGUUAUUUAUUUUUUUUAAAACAUGUCCAAAUCAGAGUGGUUCAUCUUGCGUAUCUUCUCUUGUAGGUGGGCAGGCUGACUUCGACAUUGCUCCUCGGAGGCAGCUUGUGGAUUCCUGUCCUUAAACAACUACUAAAAAACGUUAUUCAGUGUCUAAACCUUGUAAAUAGCGAGGCGUUUUGUUUCCAAGUUUGUCUUAUUCCGUGCUUUGUUCAGAUUGAACCUGUAGGUUUUGUGCUGAUGUGUUCUUAAGUCUUGAAUAGAAAAACAAAUGUCCUUUAUUUUGUAUUUUAGUUCUUUUCCUGAAGGUUUUUGGAUAAAGGGAUUAAAAAUUGGGGGAAAAA
Molecule: messenger RNA, 2519 nt
Organism: Sinocyclocheilus rhinocerous
Lineage: Eukaryota; Metazoa; Chordata; Actinopteri; Cypriniformes; Cyprinidae
Product: heterogeneous nuclear ribonucleoprotein D-like
Exons: 7
Coding region: 174-1070 (298 amino acids)
Biological process (GO): regulation of gene expression
Cellular component (GO): chromatin; nucleoplasm
Molecular function (GO): poly(G) binding; poly(A) binding
Source: RefSeq, a predicted model, not a curated record